Messenger RNA from Colletotrichum navitas, 1493 nucleotides. RefSeq names its product aldo/keto reductase. The transcript has 4 exons. The coding region runs from base 44 to 1024 and encodes 326 amino acids. Gene Ontology annotation, molecular function: oxidoreductase activity. Lineage: Eukaryota; Fungi; Ascomycota; Sordariomycetes; Glomerellales; Glomerellaceae. The record is from RefSeq and is a predicted model, not a curated record.
UGGAAUCCUUAUCCUACCCCUAUCCGGAGCAAACAUAGAAGCAAUGGCGCCACCUAUUUGCACCAAGACCUUCAAGUUGAACAACGGUCUCGAUUUUCCGGCCGUCGGUCUAGGUACCUGGCAAGGCGCGGAAGGGACGGAUGAUUCCAAGGCCCUGGAGGAGUCCAUUAUCCAUGCGUUGAAGGUCGGCUACCGCCACAUUGACACCGCGCAGCUUUACGUCGUAGAAGAGGUCGUGGGCAGGGCCAUCCGCAACAGCGGCGUCCCCCGCUCCGAGAUCAUCGUAGUCACCAAAUUUUGGGGCAACUGGCACCACGACCCGGCCAAGGCGCUCCAGAUUUCGCUGGACACUCUCGGGCUUGAUUACGUUGACGUCUUCCUCAUGCAUUGGCCAUGGGCCACAACCCCUGCUCCGGAGAUGAAGGUUCUCAAGAAGUGGGAGAGCCCAACCUUCAUCGAGACGUGGAAGAUGAUGGAGCCGCUGGUUGGCGAGAGGUGCAGGGCCAUUGGUGUGAGCAACUUCAUGCCCAAGGUCAUGGAUGAGCUGCUUGCAGAGGCCAAGAUUGUGCCGGCCAUUAACCAAGUCGAGCUGCAUGCUUUCAACCCCAACCUGAAUCUGGUGCCCUACUGCCAGGAAAAGGGUAUUGUUGUUACCAGCUGGAGCACACUGGGCGGCUCGGGCGCGGCGCAAAACGAAAUCCGUACCCACGAGCUCUUCACCAGCAUCGCCAAGGCCCACGACGUCUCUACCGGCGUGGUGUCGCUCUCCUGGGCGGUACAGCGAGGCAUCGCGGUCAUCCCAAAGAGCUCUAACAAGUCCCGCAUCGAAGAGAACAUCCGCCUCGUCACUCUCACGGACGAGGAGAUGCGCAAAAUCAACGAGGCACACAAGACGAUCAGGAGGGAGAGAUUAUCUAACAACAUUGCAUCGCAACACAUGGAGAUUGACGGUAAGAUGACGCAACAGGGUUGGACUUACGUGGAUAUGGGCUACGAAGACGAGAAUGGCAACUGGUUAGCGUGAGCUAUAUUUGUGACUGGGACAUGACUGCCCGUAUCCGACCUUCAAUUCUGUCGCAAUGCCUUCAUGGCACCGCGCAGCCUUGCGGGAUCUCAUCGAGACCGGGAUACUAUUGCUUUUCCUACCCGAAAAAGUGACUCGUGACAAAACGAAAUUUUAAAAAGAAAAAAGAAAGAAAGGACGUCAAAUUCAGUCAACGAGCAAUUGGUAACUUUCAGCCCGCCCAACGCCAACGGACUGAGAAUUUAAGAUAUUAUUUCUGUGAUGGUACCGGUAUUUUACCUCUUCGUGGACCAUCCUUUUCCGGAUGAGCUGUUCUCCCGAGCCCAUGAUCUGCGCGUUUGGCGUCGGUGAUCAAUGCUGAUCCAAUUAUCCCUUUGAGUGCGGAUGGACCUCACUAACCCCCUGGUGGACCCACCCCCACUUCUACCCCUCACUUUCGGACAUACAUGACAGUACGAUGUUAUUUUCU